UUAUUCGCGAUAAAAGGGGCCACUACGUAAUCAGUGUCAUGACCGUAGAAGAAAAAGAAUAACUGGUUGUGGGAUAGGAUUGUAGAAAAUCGAAUCGACCAAAUAUAAUUGUCAACAUCGCACGCUACUGCAUAGUUGUCGUCUGAAGAAAUCCGAUAAGAGAGCAAUCGGUGCACGAACCGGCAACGUUGCGCGGGAAUGUCAGACGUUGUCAGGCCGGGCUAGGGGAAACAUCGGGCGAUCGAGGCCACGCCAGUGCCGCCACCGCCGGCAAUCUCUCACACUACAGUACAGUACGCCAGUUCGUGAACAGCUAUGGCCUCCGCGAAAGACACGGCGACGUUCUUCACGCACGGUACUCACACGCAGUUCGAACAGGUCCUCAAACUCUACCCCACGGCCCUCAAACUCAAAGCGGAACGCAGGGCCAAGAAGCCGGAGGAGCUCCUCAAAUUGGACAAUUGGUAUCAAAAUGAACUCCCCAAAAAGAUAAAAAGCAGAGGCAAAGAUGCCCACAUACUUCACGAAGAGCUCGUCCAGUUGAUGAAAUGGAAACAAUGUCGUGGCAAAUACUACCCUCAAAUCUCCUACUUAGUAAAAGUAAACACACCAAGAGCCGUCAUGGCAGAGACCAAAAAAGCAUUCAGGAAACUUCCAAAUCUCGAACAAGCCAUCACCGCCUUAUCAAAUUUAAAAGGUGUAGGCACAACGAUGGCUUCAGCAUUGUUAGCGGCAGCGUGUCCAGAAAGCGCCCCUUUCAUGGCAGAUGAGUGUCUAUUGGCGAUCCCGGAUUUCGAAGGCAUCGACUAUACCACGAAGGAGUACCUGAAGUUCGUCAGUCACAUCAACGCGGUGGCAGAUAGACUGAAUAAGGCCGCGAAGGAAAAUAAUAGGCCGGACGCUGUCGUUUGGUCGCCUCAUAAAGUCGAAUUGGCGCUAUGGACACAUUAUGUUGUUUCAGACAUUCAGCCGGAGUUGCUCUCUACUAUAAUUUUAGAAAAUGGCAAUUCGAUCCCACCGGCGAUCGUGCAUCAAAACGGCGACUCCCUCGACACCACCACUUCUGAAGAGAGUAACCAAGGAUUGGCGAACGGUAAAUCAGCAACGCUGAUCGACGAGGAUACUAACACCUCGUUCGCGGACAACAGCAGCCCCGACUCCAUAGAAGCCGAAGAGACGAACGAUUCGGUGGUCUCGGAUUCGACAAAUGACUCGAUGGCUCCCGAAAUCAAACGAGCCCUUGAAGAGGACGAUUCCAACUCAUUGGAGGCCCCCAAUAAAAAACUCAGGGAGGACGUCCGAGAUAAGCUCGACGCCGAAAAGGCGGAACACCGGAUGGCCGACCAACAAGCACCAUCCUCCUGCGGUGACGUCACCAUGGGUAUAAGAAGUAACCCGGCGAAGAACACCAUGCGGUUAUACCUCUUCGGAGCAGUGCUAUGCCUAGCCUUGGCCCAUUGCUAUAGCAACCCUAUAGUGGCACGUGAGGGUAAAUCUGAACAGUCUGUCCAAACUGAAGGAAUAAAAAAGGAAGAAACAACUGGUGUUACAAGUACUGACAACCCAACCACCGAAGCCCCCAAAAAAUUGAAAGAGACUGGUCGCCAAUCAUCCGAUGACGAUGACGACGACGACGAUGAUGAUGACGAUUUGGGUCUAGAUAUCGGCGAUGAUGACGAUGAUGAUGACGACGCCGAUGACGAUGACGACGAUGAUGAUUAUUUUGACCGAUUCUUCGAUGAUAUUCUUGGAGGUGAUGAUGACGAUGAUGACGACGACGAUGAUGACGAUGAUACCGUGGCCGAGGAUGCGCCAGCUGCGCCCGCCCCCGUACAGCCCGUGGUCGCCGCCGCCAGUGAACAAGUGGCCGAGGAGGUCGCCGAAGAAGACACUCUCGAGGAGCACUCUGCUGGCGAUUUGGAAAAUGAGACAAACGGUACGGCUGUUGAAGCCACUGACAGUGAGACUUUCGUCGACAAAAACCCGACUGAAAGCAGCGAACCUGUCGUCGUCGAAGAGGUGCCAGCGAAUGACGCUGAGGACGACGAUGACGAUGAUGACGAAGACGACGACGAUGACGAUACCCUCGAAGGUCUGACUGAUGAUGAUGAUGACGACGAUGAUGAUGACGAUGAUGAUACUGACGAUGACGAUGACGAUGACGAGACUGAUCUCGACGAUGUUAUUGAAGCCAAAAGAUCACGUGCCAUGCAAACCCCCCAAAUGCCCGCCAUGUAUAUUUCAAAAUACAACAGAUUCGUCGAUAAUAUAAUUGGUCGCAUUAACAAAAUCCUUGGCAAGUCCUACGAUCCAGUCCGUGUGAAACUCCAAUCAAACAACGACUCCAAAAAGAAGAAAGCUCCCGCGAAUAAAAAGAGCAACAAACGCAAAAAUAACAAAAAGCGAACCAAUACGAAACGAACCCCCGGAGUGACGAACAAAAUGGCGGAAAUUGCUAUUGCCAGAGCCACAGAGAGCGAAAGUCGCGAACCAGCCUUUAUCCUCAUUUCCAAAACUAGUGACUCUAAACCGGCAGUCAGGCAAAAUACUCCGGUUCAAAGAGCGACAAAUCCGAAGAAAAACACAAAGAAGAAGAACAACAAAAACAAGACUAAAGCUACAACUGGGGCUAAAAAACCCAGUCCUAAAGCCAGAGCCACACUUUUUGGCUUGAGCUCAAUCAAAAGAGACGGCGAUGUUAGUGUAAACAUGAUGCCAGAUCACACAACUGUCAAAACGAAUUUUAUUCUCGGUCCGCUAACUCUUCGCGUCGAACGCGAGAUGGCCAGAGGGGCCAAACGUGAAGUCAAAAGUGCCACAGCUACGACUGCAGAAAUGCACGGCCGACUCAACCUUAGGAUAGUCCACGGGGGCGCUGCCACCCUCCACUCGAUCCGAGUCCUACAACCCAAACAAGUUCGAGUGGAAAGUCUCGACGAUCAUGACAAAACUAAGGAGUUUAUGUGGAGGAAAAGCCCACAUAUCGCCUCUCUAGUGUCACAAAAGCUGGUUUCAGCGGCUCGAUCGAUGCUCAAGCCGCCACCGGCCGCAUAGAUCUCAUGGGAAAUGAUCAAAAGUAGUGCCUUAACUUAUUUAUUUUAUUUAUUGUAUAGUAGGGUUAGUGUGAGCAGUCAGAGAGGUUGAAAAUAAAUUUUAAUUCAUUUCUUGAACUUUUUUACAUUCUA
This is a messenger RNA of Tribolium madens (black flour beetle), 3185 nucleotides long. RefSeq names its product clumping factor A-like. The record is from RefSeq and is a predicted model, not a curated record. The coding region runs from base 316 to 3054 and encodes 912 amino acids. Lineage: Eukaryota; Metazoa; Arthropoda; Insecta; Coleoptera; Tenebrionidae. The transcript has 11 exons.